Owenia fusiformis is the source of this 2107-nucleotide messenger RNA. NCBI's taxonomy places the organism in Eukaryota, Metazoa, Annelida, Polychaeta, Sabellida, Oweniidae. The record is from the annotation of a GenBank genome assembly.
GAGCGACCAACAUGGCGGAUUAAGUUUUUUGAAAAGAAAAAUAAUUUCCAAGAAAAACACACAUUAGGAGUUGUUGAGUAUUAUGACGAAGAAGAAUGAAUAAUAUGGAUGAAGUAAAAUUGGAGCCCAUUUUGACGAGACCCCGUCGACAAAUGAGUGAUUCUAAGCAGAAAAAAUGGAACAAAAGUGGGCGUGGUAAAAUUGAGCAUCCACAACUUGUGAAAGCUGCAUUGCCAAGAAAGAAAACGUCCAUUGUGACGGUUGAUACGUCAAAAGCAAAAUCUAAUCUGGAUGUUGUUAGAUCUUGCCUUCGUGAACUCGGAUGGAGAGAGUAUCCAUUUGGUCGCCGUGAUUUUCCAUGUGAUAUCUACUGGAACACUGCAACCUAUCAAGACAGUGGAGAUGUGUGUUCGGGUAAAGUUAAUAAGUUUCCAGGUAUGUCUGAGUUGUUGAAUAAGAUUAAUCUGACAAGGGCUUUAGAUUUACUUACUCAACUUGUCCCUGAGGAAUUUGACUUUUAUCCAGAGACUUGGUUUUUACCACAGCAAUACUUUCAGUUUAGUGCAACAGUGAAAUCCAGAAUGGAAAAAGAUCCUAAAUAUAGUCCAACAUUUAUUGUUAAACCUGAUGAAGGAUCUCAGGGGGAGGGAAUCUACUUGAUUAAAGAUCCUGUUGACUAUGUUAUGAAUCAACGGAAUCAUGUCGUCCAGGAAUAUUUAUCAAAACCCCUGUUGAUUGAACGAAUGAAAUUUGAUCUACGGGUGUAUGUAGUAUUAGCAUCAAUUGAACCUUUGGAAAUAUAUAUCUGCAAAGAUGGAUUGGCACGAUUUUGCACUGUACCAUACUCAAAACCAACUUGGAAGAAUCUCGAUGAACAUUACAUGCAUCUUACAAAUUAUUCACUCAAUAAACACAGCUCAACUUAUGUACAUACAGACAGUGAGGACAAUGGGAGUAAAAGAUCUUUAACGAGUGUAUUAAGACAAUUGGAAGACUCAGGAUAUAACGUAACACAUCUCUGUACAGAAAUUGAGAGGCUUAUUAUUAAGACUACACUCGCUAUUGCUCCUGAGUUGAAGAUACAUUACCGUGCUGCUGUACCCAUUGGAAAAGCAGGGCCUACAUGUUUUCAGAUCUUGGGCUUUGAUAUCCUACUGUUAGAAGACCUUAAACCAAUCUUACUUGAGGUGAACUCUGGUCCAAGUCUACGCAUUGAUUACGAGCAAGAAGUGGCCAGCGGUGUUUAUGAGCGUGUUAUCAGUGCAAUUGAUGAUGAGAUCAAACAUCCAUUAGUCCGUGACACACUCUUGCUUAUUGCUCCUAAAAAUAAAUUAAAGAAAAGGGUGAAGAGGGACGCAAACUCCAUUGAAACUUUAGAAUCUCCUAUUGAAGAUGAUCAAGAAAUCCAGAAAUAUCCUGAAGAGUCAUGUUUGGAACAGAUCUUCCCUGCCAAAUACGGGCCGGAAUACAACUGGUUACGGAUUCUAGAGCGCGUUUCAGCAAUUUAUCAACUCUGCUUGGGAGUUAAAGGCACAGUCAGCUGUAAAAUGGGGCUCACUGGAUUUAGGGCUUUCACCAGGAGGUGUAAGCUGACAUCACAAACUGAAUUGAGUACAGCUGAAAUUGACAUCUUGUACAUUGAGUUGAUGAAGAAAUGGGACAUGUCUCCUGAUAAGGAUAGAAACCUCACUCAAGGUCUUUGUUAUCAAGGUUUUAUGGAGGGAUUCCUGCAAAUUGCACAUAAGAAAUUUCCAUCAUCCAACAAACUUGACACGGUAGAACAAUUAAUUGAUUACUGUGAAUCAAAUUUGGAACUUCAUAAUUACCGCCUUGGCUCAUCCAUCCUUCCAAGGGUGCCCUUAACGAAAGCAGAGCGCAGAAUGGACGAAUUAAAAAACAUUUAUGGUAAUGUUCCAAGUAGUUUAAAACGACCAGAAUAUUUCUUGGAUUAUCAAAGUUUUCCUGUAGAGAGUCUAAGGAAUCACAGAAAACAUAAGUCAAGAACUGGUAGGAGUAACCAUGGUAACUCGGAAAAAGCAAAGGAGGGUUUCUCUGAUUCAGAUGAUCAUGAACCUCAUUGAUGCAGUGGUGACAUAUUGUUAUAGUC